AUGUGCGUUGAAGUUGAAAGUGGACAACUUGUAAAGUCCACUUUUCACUUUCGUCUGCAUCCAUCAGUGGGCAUUCUUAAUUGUUCUAUUUUUGAAGGAAAUGGAUUAGUAGUGAUCUCCUCCUCUAGUCACCAAAAUACACCACCACUUCGUUCAUCUGUUCUCACUGAGGCACAUUUUCAUCUACAUUUUCCGCUGAGUUAA
Molecule: messenger RNA, 204 nt
Organism: Echinococcus granulosus
Lineage: Eukaryota; Metazoa; Platyhelminthes; Cestoda; Cyclophyllidea; Taeniidae
Exons: 1
Coding region: 1-204 (67 amino acids)
Source: RefSeq, a predicted model, not a curated record